Molecule: messenger RNA, 3347 nt
Organism: Siniperca chuatsi (mandarin fish)
Lineage: Eukaryota; Metazoa; Chordata; Actinopteri; Centrarchiformes; Sinipercidae
Product: stonustoxin subunit alpha-like
Molecular function (GO): protein binding
Source: RefSeq, a predicted model, not a curated record
UGGCUCGCCAAUCAAACACCUGCUUCAAGCCUGCCAUGCUCAGAGGUGUCAUCUCAAACUUCGCUGCGCUCACAGUAAAGUCACAGAGAGGAGCUUCAACAACACAAGACCAGGACAGACGCUUACAGCCUCCGCUAACCCUUAUCCUGGUGGAAACCCAGCUCUGUAUCCUGCUGUGAGUUCUUAGAGGGAGAAGACUUGUCCUCAGAUGAGAUGGAAGUGGCUGCCCUUGGCCGACCUUUCACCUUAGGAAUGUUGUAUGACGGUUGGAGAGAUAAACUGAUCCCAGGUUUCACAUUGUUCAAUGAAACAACUCUUCAAAAGAACACAGCUGAAAGCUCUCAGCACAGCAGUGAAUUUGAAAUAACUGCAUCUGACUCCAUUGACUCCAAGUCCUUUCUGCUGGAUGUUGAUGCUUCUCUGAAGGCCAGUUUCCUGAGUGGACUGGUUGAAGGAGGAUCUGCCAAGUAUCUGAAUGAUACAAAGAAAUUCAAGAACCAGAGCAGAGUGACGUUUGAGUACAAAGCUACCACCAAGUUUAAAAAGUUUUCAAUGAACCUUGAAACCAUGAACACCCACCAGAUAGAUGUUAUUGAGAAGGGUUUGGCAACACAUGUAGUCACAGGCAUCCUUUAUGGGGCAAAUGCUUUCUUUGUGUUUGACAGUGAGAAGUUAGAAGCCAGCAGCGUUCAGCACAUCCAGGGCAGCAUGGAAGCUGUGAUAAGGAAGAUGCCCUCAUUUAAUGUUGAGGGGAAAGUUGACAUCAAGCUGACUGAUGAAGAAAAAGCCCUGACUGAGAAGUUUUCCUGCAAAUUCUACGGAGACUUCCUUCUUGAAAGCAACCCUACAACAUUUGUAGACGCAGUGAAGACCUACAGUAAACUUCCACAGCUGCUGGGAGAAAAUGGAGAGAACAGUGUUCCACUGAAGGUCUGGCUGAUGCCGCUGAAGAAUUUGGUUCCCAAAUCUGCUGAGCUGAAGAGUGGGAUCAGUGUUGGACUACUAAGGAAGGCUCAAGAUGCUCUGGAGGACCUGCAUCAUCUGGAAAAAGGAUGCAACGAUUUUCUGCAGGACAAAGUAGUGAAAGAUAUUCCGCAAAUUCAUGAAAAAGCGUGCAGUUUCCAGACACUCUGUGUCUAUUUCAGAUCUGUACUGGAACAGACCAUGGCGAAGGAGCUUCCCUUGAUCAGGGCAGGUGAAGAAGAUGAGAGCAAAUUAGAAAAAGUCUUUGAAGACAGAGACAAGUCACCGUUCAGUCAUGAAAAACUAAGUAAGUGGCUGAAAGAUAAAGAGAGAGAAAUGAACGUCAUCAGGUCCUGUGUAGAGAUGAUGGAGGGAAUAAAGAUCGUCCCAAACCAGUCAGAGCUGGACAGAGAGGUUCUUGCUCCAGGUGUGGAGGAUGCUCUGUGCUUUGUUUUCACCUCCCUGGAAACUACUGACCCCUACCUUGAUGAGAUGGCCAACUACGUGGAUCAAUUUAAAUUACAAGGUCAUUUGGUUGUCACGGCACCUGCACAAGACCAGUGGUACUUCUCAGAUGAAGUUUUAACGAAAAUGAGAGAAAAAGCCAGAGCUGUCCACGAUUUUCCCAAAGCCUUGAAGAACAGCAGCAGAUUCUGUUUCCUGGUAGCAGCCAUUGCAAAUAAGAAAUACACCGGAGCAACCCUCUACCAUUACAAGGACGGCGUUCUGGUCACUGAUGAUUUCUCAAAGCCUGACAUCCCUGAUGUGGAACAUGUAACAGACAGAAGAGAUUUAAUCUGGUACGCCUGUGAUCUCACUCUGGACCCAAACACAGCACACAGAUACCUCACUCUGUCUGAAGAAAACAAGAUGGCGACACGUGGAGAUUCACAGUCGUAUACUGACCUCCCACAGAGAUUUGAUUCUUUCUGUCAGGUUCUGUGCAGAGAGGGGCUGACUGGGCGCUGUUACUGGGAGGUGGAGUGGAGUGCUGGCCAUAGUGAAGAUGUAGCUGUAGGUGUUAGCUACAGAGGGCUGUUUCGGAAAGGAGCUGAUGACCGGUGCAGGAUUGGAUGGAAUACCAUGUCCUGGUGUUUGGGCCACAGAUGGUUCCCACCAGAUGCUACUCUUUAUACAGAGCAUAAUAACGAGGAGCACCUUUGCCCUGUUCCUCCAACCGGCUGCACCCGACUGGGACUGUUUCUGGACUGGCCUGCUGGCACUCUGUCUUACUAUAACGUCUCAUCUGACACACUGAGUCACCUCCACACCUUCCACACCAACUUCUCUGAGCCUGUUUACCCAGCUUUCCUGUUUUGGCGUCCAUCCAACUACGUGUUCCUGUCGCUGUAAACUUAGCACCACACGAUUCAGUUCAAGUUCAGUUCAGUUCACUACGGUUUGAUUACACAAUGAUUGUGCUUUUAUUGUGAAGCAUCAUCAUGUUAGUCACGUAUAACAAUGUAAAAUGAUACGCUUCCUUUUUUGAAUUAAGCAAAAUAUCUACACACGAACUACAACUUUAAUACAGAUAGAACAAAAUGUAAACACAAGCCGUCCCCAUUAUUAUUAUUAUUAUCAUCAUUAUUAUUCUAUUAUUAUUAUUGUUGAUUAAAGUUUUAAUUGUCUUUUUCUGUUCAUUUUAUUAUAGUAUUAGCACCUUUCAGCUCUCGCUCUGCUGCACAGAUUUAUUUUAAAUAGCUUGUUCUAAAACUGUUGUGAUGGCCGACCUAAUGUAAAGAAAAAGUUCAUUAAUGUAGGAGGCUUGAUUUUAUCUUCUAAAGUUAACAUGCAACAGGGAAACGCAAAGCCAUGUUUCCAUCCAAGCAGUUUUAUGUGAAUUAUCGACUUCGAUAAGCUGGAUGGAAGAGACAAACUUCCACAAUAUCGCUGAAAAGAUUUUACGCUCGCUUGAGGUUUUGAUUCAUUUUGUCCAUAAAGUGUUUGUGACAAAUAGGCGAAGCUGCUGUAUUGGCUCUACUCUUUUUCCUUUACUUCCUGUAGUUUUUGUCAGGCUUGCUUGAGUGAGCAGGAAGAGGCGGAGUUAGUCGACCUUUGAACUUACUGGGUUUUACUGGGAUUUAUUUCUGAAUCGUCACGCCGUAUGAAUUGCAUUUAAGCCUGGCUGAGAUCUGAUCACAAAGCUUGUAUCUUUGGACAUUUUACCUUUCUUACAGCUCCUGUUACUGUCUCACAUCCAGGGUUAUGUCAUUUCUCACUCUUGCCUCUGCUUUCCUUAAUAUUUUAUUUUUAUUUCACUUCUCUCUGGCAGUCUGCUUCUACUUUCCUGUACACCAAUUAAUAUAAAAUAUGAACUACCGCUGCAGUUUCAGAUAUUUACGCUUAGUUACUCAACUUAUUAUUAAAAAGAAAUUGACAAAUCA